CGCUCGGCCCCGCGUCCUUUCCCCGCUCCCUCCUCCCUUCCCCAGGGCGAUCCCGGGGCGGCGGCGGCCCGACGAGCCCGAGACCGAGACCGAGACGUGCGGGCGGGGAGAGAGAGAAAGAGAGUGAGUGAGGCAGGGAAGGAAGUCUGGGCGCCCUAUGGUCCUCCGAGUGUAGCGCCCCCUGGCGGCGGGAGGCCGCGGUGCAAGGAUACAAGGAUGGUGUUAAAAGGGAAAGAGAGUACAGGGAAAGUUAAUAUAAAACACCAGAAUUAACGGGGCAGAAAGCUGAGGAAGGGAUAGGAGAGUAAGGCCAAGUGAAAUAGGAAUCAAUGUGAAAGGUGAGAGGAGUAAUUUAGGGAGUUAGGAGGAGAGUUAAGGACCGCGAAGGUAACAAUCUCAGGAUUACUACCUGUGCCACGCGACAGUGAGAGUAGGAAUGGAGCGAGGUGGAGGAUAAAUGCGUGGCUGAAGGACUGGUGCAGAGGGCAGGGAUUCAAGGGACCUCUUUUGGGGAAGGUGUGGCCUGUACAAAAAGGCUGUUUGCACUUGAACCCGAGGGGGACCAAUAUCCUGGCAGAGAGAUUUGCAAAGGCUACUGGGAAUACUUUAAACUAGAACGGUUGGGGGGGAGGGACUCAAAUGGAGAAAGCUAGUAGACAGUAUGUGAGGCAGGAGGCAGAGAAGGGAAGCACUCAGACCCAACAUGUAGGGAAGAAAAAAGAAAAAUAUAAUAAACUGACAAUAAGGGGUAAGAGUCUAGUAAAAACAAGCCUGAAGGCUUUAUGUCUCAAUGCAAGGAGCAUUCGUAAUAAGGUGGAUGAGUUGAAUGUGCAGAUAGUUAUUAAUGAAUAUGAUAUAGUUGGGAUCACGGAGACAUGGCUCCAGGGUGACCAAGGUUGAGAGCUGAACAUCCAGGGAUAUUCAAUAUUCAGGAGGGAUAGACAGAAAGGAAAAGGAGGUGGGGUAGCGUUGCUGGUUAGAGUUCAAGUGAGUUUAUUGUCAUGUGUCCCUGUAUAGGACAAUGAAAUUCUUGCUUUGCUUAAGCAUACAGAAAAUAGAAGGCAUUUACUACAAAACAGAUAAAUGUGUCCAUAUACCAUGAUAUAAAUAUAUACACUCAUGAAUAAAUAAACUGGUAAGGUGCAAAUAACAGAAAGUGGUUAUUAAUAAUCAGAGUUUUGUCCGAGCCAGGUUUAAUAGCCUGAUGGCUGUGGGGAAGUAGCUAUUCCUGAACCUGGUUGUUGCAGUCUUCAGGCUCCUGUACCUUCUUCCUGAAGGUAGCAGGGAGAUGAGUGUGUUGCCAGGAUGGUGUGGGUCUUUGAUGAUACUGCCAGCCUUUUUGAGGCAGUGACUGCGAUAAAUCCCCUCGAUGGAAGGAAGGUCAGAGCCGAUGAUGGACUGGGCAGUGUUUACUACUUUUUGUAGUCUUUUCCUCUCCAAGGCGCUCAAAUUGCCGAACCAAGCCACGAUGCAACCGCGUUUAGGAGCCGUUGCUGUGGACGGAGAGACGGGGACGUGAGUGGCCAUUGAGGGUGGCCAGGGUGCCGGUGAGCCCACCCCCCCCCCCCCCCCCAUCUGCUCGGUGUGCGGGCUGAGCUUCGAGGGGCAGAGCUUUGAUGGAGGACCACAUGACGGGCCUCAAGAAGCGUUAUGAUUGUGACUUGUGUGGCAAGGCCUGUCCUAGCCCGAGCCAGCUAGAAGUCCACCGGCGGGUUCACACGGGAGAACGCCCCUUCGAAUGCUUCGACUGCAGCAAGCGCUUCAAGUCGACGAAGGAACUGAUGGACCACCGACUGUUGCACACGGGAGAGCGGCCCUUCGACUGCUUGGAGUGCGGGAAGAGCUUCAAAACGGCGCAUGUCCUGAAGGCCCACCGGCGUUUGCACACGGGUGAGAAGCCCUAUGGCUGCUCCACCUGCAGCAAGAGCUUUGCCCAGUUGCCGGGGCUGCUGCAGCACGGGCGGGUGCACAGCGAAGAGCGGCCCUUCACCUGCUCCGAGUGCGGAAAAUGCUUCAAGUCGUCCAUGGGCCUGAAGGUGCACAGGUUCGUGCACACCGGGGAGCGGCCUUUCCCCUGCAGCGACUGCGGCAAGGGCUUCACCCGCUCCAACGACCUGCUGGAGCACCAGCGCACCCACACCGGCGAGCGCCCCUACACCUGCGCCCAGUGCGGCAAGAGCUUCACCCAGUCCCAUCACCUGCGGUCCCAUCAGCGCACCCACACCGACAAGAGGCCGUUUUGCUGCUCUGACUGCAGCAAGGGCUUUGCCUGUUUGUCGGAGCUACUGGAUCACCGGCAGGUGCACAGCAGUGAGCGGCCCUUCACCUGCAGCGACUGCAGCAAAGGCUUCAAGACAUCCAAGGACCUGGAAAUACACAGACGCCUGCACACCGGGGAACGGCCCUACACUUGCGCCCAGUGUGGCAAGAGCUUCACCCGUCCCACCAGCCUGCUGUCCCACCAGCUCACCCACACCGGGGAGCGGCCCUUCAUCUGCGCCCAGUGCGGCAAGGGCUUCACCCAAUCCGCCAAGCUGCGGUCCCACCAGCAGAUGCAUGCCGGCGACCGUCCUGUCCCCAGUCCGGUGUGUGGAGAGCACUUUGCCACGGCCUCCCACGCCCUGUCUCACCAACGCGUGCACACCAGUGGCCAGCCUUACGACUGCCCGUACUGCGGGGAGGCGUUCGACAGCUUGCGGGAGUUGCGGCAGCACAGGCGGACCCAUGCUGGUGAUCGGCUGCUCCCACUGCGGGAAGCAUUUCAAGAGCGCACGGAGGCUGUGGGGGAACCAGCGGAUACACACCGGAGAGAGACCCUUAGUGUGUGCUGAGUGUGACAAGGCUGUGGCAGCACCGGUGUACCCACAGCGGCAAGAGUCAAUGGACAAUAGACUAUAGGUGCAGGAGUAGGCCAUUUGGCCCUUUGAGCCAGCACAGCCAUUCAAUGUGAUCAUGGCUGAUCAUCCCCAAUCAGUACCCCGUUCCUGCUUUCUCCCCAUAUCCCCUGACUCCACUAUCUUUAAGAGCCCUAUCCAGCGCUCUCUUGAAAGCAUCCAGAGAACCAGCCUCCACCGCCCUCUGAGGCAGAGAAUUCCACAGACUCAACACUCUCUGUGAGGAAAAAGUGUUUCCUCGUCUCUGUCUAAAUGGCUUACUCCUUAUUCUUAAACUGUGACCCCUGGUUCUAUGACUCCCCCAACAUCGGGAACAUGUUUCCUGCUUCUAGCGUGUCCAAACCCUUAACAAUCUUAUGUUUCAAUGAGAUGCCCUAUCAUCCUUCUAAAUUCCAGAGUGUACAAUCCCAGCUGCUCCAUUCUCUCAGCAUAUGACAGUCCCGCCACCCUGGGAUUUAACCUUGUAAACCCACGCUGCACUCACUCAAUAGCAAGAAUGUCCUUCCUCAAAUUAGGGGACCAAAACUGCACACAAUACUCCAGGUGUGGUCUCACUAGGGCUCUGUACAACUGCAGAAGGACCUCUUUGCUCCUAUACUCGACUACUCUUAUUAUAAAGGCCAACAUGCCAUUCGCUUUGUGCACUGCCUGCUAAACAGGACAAGCUGCUGCGCCCACCUACCCCCUGGAGUGUGUGGGGAAGCUACCUACUGGCCUGCACCGCCAUUCGAUAUGAUCAUGGCAGAUCAUCCAACUCAGUAUCCUGUACCUGCCUUCUCUCCAUACCCCCUGAUCCCUUUAGCCACAAGGGCCACAUCUAACUCCCUCUUAAAUAUAGAAUUGCACACACCUCCCUUUAAACAAGAUUGGAAUCAAACAUGACAAGCACAGCAGAUAUACCCCGACUACAGAUAGUAAGAGAUCCGCACAGGCCAGUUAAUACUACCUGUUUUUGCCACAACCAAGGCACUGGUGUAUUUUUGGGAGACAUUACGUGUGUGACAGGGUGUUGGUGUGCUGCAUAAGUGGUGCCACACAUGAGAAGCAUGAACCAGUUACACCAGUGCACGGGGAGUUCCAAGCGAAGCCUAAACGAAGGCUGAGCAAUUUUUUAUGAUCCUCUUCCCGUCCUAUGGUAGUAUAAUAAUGUCACGGGAACUAAUUAAAAUGGCCUCCACUAUAGAGACAUUUGCUAAUGCCAUUGCUGUCUCCUUGAGUGCAACACAGGAGGAGGUAUAAGGGGUAACAGCUGAGAUGGUAGCUAUGAGAACUGUAGUAUUACAAAACAGAAUGGCCUUAGAUUUUAUCAUAGCAGAAAAAGGGAUGCGCAAUAAUUGGUCGGGUAUGUUGUACUCUUAUUCCCGAUGCUUCCUCCAACAUUACCAACUUGGCUGCCCAUAUCAGAAUGGAAGUGGCUAAAAUAAGGAAGGUAGGAGCUGAAUUCCAUGAUUAUAGCUCCAGGGGAGGUUGGUGGCCAUGUAAUAUGUUUGGAAGAACUUGAGGAAUUAUUGUCCACUAUGCAUUGAUUGUAUUACUAAUUGUACUAUUAAUUUGUCUGUUGUAAUGCUUAUGGUCUUUCUUAUGUACUCGGCAAGGACUGUAAUUGUUAUCAAAAUUGAUUAAAAAAAGGAGGGAAUGAUAAGGCUGAAUAAUGUUAAAAAUAUAAGAAUAUAUUAAAUGGAUUCCUGGGCCAGCUUACAAUUUAUAUUUACUCAAAGCAGGCUUUACUCAAGAUUCAAGAUAAUUUAUUGGCAUGUGUCCCAGAUAGGACAAUGAAAUUCUUGCUUUGCUACUCCAGUAGAUUGAUACAGAAAGGCAAGUCCAGACAUGACUCAGAUUGCUGUGUAUUGAGACAAUGACCGAUGACUCUGAAAUGCGACUACCAAUUGAUGAGAGAGGAAACCCAGAUUAAUCCCAGUAAGGGGUAUUGAGACAAUGUCCGAUGCCUUUGACAUGUAAGUGCCUUGUACCAAUGUCCGAUGCCUUUGAUAUGCAACUGCCUUGUACCACAUGACAAGAUGCCUUUGAUGCGACUGAUGAUUGACAAGAGACAAACUCAGACGCAUCCUGUUGUAAUGUGUAUUCACUGUACUUCUGACGAUGACUAAUGUCUUUUUAAUGUGCUUAGGUGACAAAUGAACAGUAAAAUACCAUGUAAUUCUGUGUUCAGGGAAGUGGACAGCAGACAGCCAAGUGUCUGUGUUGCUCACUUGGCUGGGGUUAUCCUUGCUACUUCCAUCGGCCGAAAAUUAGUAAAGUUUUGAAUUGGAUAACAAA
Molecule: messenger RNA, 5171 nt
Organism: Leucoraja erinaceus (little skate)
Lineage: Eukaryota; Metazoa; Chordata; Chondrichthyes; Rajiformes; Rajidae
Product: gastrula zinc finger protein XlCGF52.1-like
Exons: 3
Coding region: 1617-2831 (404 amino acids)
Biological process (GO): regulation of transcription by RNA polymerase II
Molecular function (GO): RNA polymerase II cis-regulatory region sequence-specific DNA binding; DNA-binding transcription factor activity
Source: RefSeq, a predicted model, not a curated record